GAGAAGAUGCAGAACAUUGCGCAACACUGUUUCCUUAUGGUGAAGGAUAAACUAGCGUCAAGAAUUGGACUUUUCGAAAUCUAUGGGAUGGAUUUCAUGGUUGAUUCGCAUAUGAAUGUCUUUCUAAUCGAAAUAAACACAAAUCCUGCGAUGUCCAUAAACUGCGAGGUGUUAAAGCAGGUGAUACCGCCUGUUGUCUCGGACUUCAUUGAUAUCAGCGUCGAGUGUUUUGAAAAAGCAAGACGUUGGAAGCCGCUUCUUCCACUACAGGGCAUCUCUCCCCUGCUGUGUGGUUACACGGAAUCUCAGACAAGUCAGCGCAGUUGGACCGUCUCGCUGAAUCCCCUACUGGAUGAUGAGGCCGUCAUAAACUACGGUUUGCCGCCCUCCUUCACCGUCCUCUACUACGAAACAUUGGAUAUGGCAAGGAACCGGAAAGCUACCACCAACGAGGUGGCUCUGCGCUUGUGGACUUCCCCCCACUAUCCGCGACUUGAUAAUGGCGAAAACGCAAAACACAAGGCCGAGACUGAGAAGGUCAACGUUGUCAACCUCGCAUCUGCUCUGCCGACUAACCCAGCAAGGCUGUUACCCGCCAAAUUUCCCGGCCAAAUGGCUUCUAUCAGACCAGUGAAGACGCCCUCACCUUCAGUCCACCAAUCGCCCAAACCCAAGGUACUCACGCAUGGGCCUUCAAAAGACUAUCCAGGCCGCGUGCGACUCGAGUCAAAGGUGCCCCAUGGCCGGCCGUCACCGCUUGGGGCCGCUCGAUCGCCUCUACCUGACAUCCUGCCAAAGAGCACUAAUGUAAAUUGUUCCCUUGUGUCAACCCUACUGGACAACCUGGAAGCUGCCUACCCGCCGCCGGGUGCUUUUCCGGCCAGAAAAGGUAGCGGGGCGUUGGAGAGGUACCAAAUGUGUCCAAACUUGACGAAUAACUCGGCAGCGACGGAGAAAGGCAGCAACUACCACCGAAAAAGCUCCCUAAGCCUUAGGUGUCGCAAGCUGGCAAACCGGAUGCUUGCGCCUAUCACCAAAGUUGAAGUAAUCUCUACAGAAAUGCCCGGAAAGCAUUUAGUUUACGCAUCUCCGGUGCACGGGUCGCUGGCCGGCUCGAGUCCUCUGUUCCCCAGACGAUGUGCAAAUAGAUUCAGUCAAGUGGUUUAG
This is a messenger RNA of Dibothriocephalus latus, 1167 nucleotides long. The record is from the annotation of a GenBank genome assembly. Lineage: Eukaryota; Metazoa; Platyhelminthes; Cestoda; Diphyllobothriidea; Diphyllobothriidae.